Molecule: messenger RNA, 747 nt
Organism: Lodderomyces theae
Lineage: Eukaryota; Fungi; Ascomycota; Pichiomycetes; Serinales; Debaryomycetaceae
Exons: 1
Coding region: 1-747 (248 amino acids)
Source: RefSeq, a predicted model, not a curated record
AUGGCCGACAUACUAGAUAGAGGAGCAAAGCUCUUUGAUGGACCAGAAAGAGACUACAAUCAUGCAACAGACUCGCAAUAUCACAGCUUGCGCGCCAAGGCUGACGAAUUUUACAAGAAACGUAACAACUUAAGUCAACAAUCGCAAGCAGCUUACAAGGCUGGGGAUAAACAACGUGCACACGAACUAAGUGAGCAGCUGAAGCAGGCUCUCAAUCAGGCAGAGAACUAUAGUGAGCAAGCUGCCGAGUAUGUUUUUCGUGAAAAUAAUACAGACUCGGCUGCCGAUGAGAUUGACUUACAUGGAUUGUAUGUAAAGGAAGCCAAGUGGGUUGUACAAAGGCGUAUCGAGCAAGCAGUUCGAACCAACCAGAGUCAUUUGAAAGUAAUUGUGGGUAAGGGAAACCAUUCUGCCAAUGGUAUUGCCAAGUUGAAACCAGCCAUCGAAGAAUUGUGCAGUGAAAGUAACUUGAGGCAUUAUAUCGAUCCCAAAAAUACUGGUGUAUUGGUGAUUGACUUGAACAAUGCUAGUACUUCUCAAAUUCCCAAUUCAUGGGGGCAAGCACCUAUUACACAGCCACAACAAGCGUACCUUGGAAGUAACCAACCACACUACUCUAACCAACAACAACACCACCACGGCGGGCAGCCCCACCAUCAACAACCAAACAAUCAAGAUAUUAAAACAGGCAACGAAUUAUUCGAUCUACUUAUCAAAGGUCUUUGUAUGUGUCUUAACAAAAAAUAG